GCCUCAUUGGUUCAUUUAUUUCCCCUUCUUCGUCCUCUUCUCUUUCUCAAAAAAAAAAAAAAAGCACGAUUUUUUUUCUCCAUUUCCGCAACAGGACUAUGGGAAGCUCCGGAUUUUCGUGGAAAUUAGCGGAUCACCCGAAGCUGCCGAAGGGGAAGCCGAUCGCCCUCGUGGUUUUGGACGGAUGGGGCGAGGCGAAUCCCGACAAGUAUAACUGCAUCCAUGUCGCAGAGACGCCGACGAUGGAUUCGCUUAAAAAGGGUGCACCGGAGAAGUGGAGGCUAGUAAAGGCUCAUGGAGGAGCAGUCGGCCUUCCCAGUGAGGAUGACAUGGGUAACAGUGAAGUAGGUCACAACGCACUUGGUGCCGGACGAAUUUUUGCUCAAGGGGCUAAGCUGGUGGAUCUUGCACUUGCUUCUGGAAAAAUAUACGAGGGAGAAGGCUUUAAGUACAUUAAGGAAUGUUUUGACCAAGGCACUUUGCAUCUGAUUGGGUUAUUGAGUGAUGGAGGUGUCCACUCUCGGCUUGACCAACUCCAGUUGCUUCUGAAAGGUGCAAGUGAGAAGGGCGCCAAAAGAAUCCGUGUCCAUAUUCUUACUGAUGGCCGUGAUGUGUUGGAUGGAUCAAGCGUUGGCUUUGUAGAGACCCUAGAGAAGGAUCUUGUGGCGCUACGUGAGAAAGGUGUUGAUGCACGAAUUGCUUCUGGUGGUGGUCGGAUGUAUGUCACCAUGGAUCGCUAUGAGAAUGAUUGGGGUGUUGUGAAACGUGGUUGGGAUGCUCAGGUCCUUGGUGAAGCACCUUACAAAUUCCAGAGUGCGGUUGAAGCCGUGAAAAAGCUCAGGGCGGAACCCAAAGCCAGUGAUCAAUAUCUGCCCCCAUUCGUUAUAGUUGACGAGAGUGGCAAUGCUGUGGGACCCAUAGUUGAUGGUGAUGCAGUUGUGACAUUCAACUUCAGAGCUGAUCGGAUGGUCAUGAUCGCCAAAGCAUUGGAAUAUGAAGAUUUCGACAAAUUCGAUCGUGUUCGCUUCCCGAAGAUUCGGUAUGCUGGAAUGCUUCAGUAUGAUGGUGAGCUGAAGCUCCCAAACCGCUAUCUUGUCUCCCCUCCAGAGAUAGAGAGGACAUCUGGUGAAUACUUGGUGCACAAUGGUAUCCGCACUUUUGCUUGCAGUGAAACUGUCAAAUUUGGCCAUGUCACCUUCUUCUGGAAUGGAAACCGGUCCGGGUACUUUGAUGCGACUAAGGAAGAGUAUGUUGAAAUUCCUAGCGACAGUGGAAUUACGUUCAAUGUCAAACCCAAGAUGAAGGCCUUGGAAAUCGCCGAGAAGGCUAGGGAUGCCAUCCUCAGUGGCAAGUAUGACCAGGUUCGCGUUAACCUACCUAAUGGAGAUAUGGUGGGGCAUACUGGUGAUAUUGACGCUACUGUUGUGGCUUGUAAGGCUGCCGAUGAUGCUGUUAAGAUGAUUCUGGAUGCCGUAGAGCAAGUUGGUGGGAUAUAUCUUGUCACAGCAGAUCAUGGAAAUGCCGAGGACAUGGUUAAACGGAACAAAUCUGGCCAACCUCUCCUAGACAAAAGUGGGAACAUUCAAAUUCUUACUUCGCAUACUCUUCAACCGGUGCCAGUUGCCAUAGGAGGUCCAGGCCUCCACCCUGGAGUCAGAUUCCGCAAUGACGUACCCACGGGCGGCCUCGCUAAUGUUGCUGCGACCGUCAUGAAUCUCCAUGGCUUUGAGGCCCCCAGCGACUACGAGACGACCCUCAUCGAAGUAGUCGACACUCAGCAGUAGUCUUCUUUUUUUUUUUGUUUUCCCCACUGCUAGACUAAUGUUUUCUUGAGCUGAGACAGUUUUAUGUCCUGCCCCUGAGAGUUAAAGAGGCAGGAGCAUUAAAUAAAAGCACUAUUAUUUUUUUUGGUAAAGACGAAUUGCUCGUGGUUACGAGCACAAGUAAACAAUCCAAGUCACCGGUUACCAAACCUGCGACUCGAUGUUUUAUUUUUGUCGGGGGAUUUCGCCCUCUUGUAACAGAAACUGAAAAUAACUGUAACUCUGUUCUGUUAUUAGCUGAUUAAUAUGCAACUUUGAUAGUGCAUUGGUGUGAUCAAAA
Messenger RNA from Ananas comosus (pineapple), 2103 nucleotides. RefSeq names its product 2,3-bisphosphoglycerate-independent phosphoglycerate mutase. Gene Ontology annotation, cellular component: cytoplasm. The transcript has 10 exons. Lineage: Eukaryota; Viridiplantae; Streptophyta; Magnoliopsida; Poales; Bromeliaceae. The record is from RefSeq and is a predicted model, not a curated record. The coding region runs from base 99 to 1784 and encodes 561 amino acids. Gene Ontology annotation, molecular function: manganese ion binding. Gene Ontology annotation, biological process: glucose catabolic process.